GUAAAUUUCAGAGUCCUUUUUGGAGGUGAUGAUGAUGCAAGAAAACUCACCAUUGAAUCUGGAAUACCAAACACUGUUGAGGAAUUCGCUCUUCAAAUAAAGACUUUCUUCCAAGUGACUGAGCCAUUCAGACCUCAGUACAGAGACAGAAAUGGAUGAUCAGUUCAUGAACCUCUCGUCAACUUCAGAACUUGAAGAUAAAGCUACUGUGAAAGUUGUAUACCUACCUUCUGAGACAACCAGCUCUAAUCCACUCACAAGAGAUGCCAGCCCCACAAUCACAGGUAUUACUGCCAGUAUCAGCUCCUCAUCACAUGAAGAAAAUGAUUCAGACUCCUACAGCAGUAAUAAUACCAUCAUCUUGUCAUCGCCUGAGACCCGGUCCUGUUCUUGGCCCGAACACUUUGUUGUUCCUCGCUUUUCAUACUGUGCCGAGAUGAUGCUCCACACUGGAAAUAAUGACUUCAAUGCACACGGAACUGUGCUGUCUCCCAGCCCAAAAACACGUUCUGAUAUUCUUGAGGGCCUUGCUGAAGAAAUCAUGAAAUAUACAGCAUAUCCAAAUGAUGAGCAGUUAGAAGAAGUGGCCAAGGCUCUGAUACAGUCCCACCCAUGUCUACUGGAGAAAGGCACUCGCAAGGGCUACUGUGGUUGGAAACACUACUUGAAAAUAAAGAUGAUGAACUUCAGAUCAAAGCUCAGCCAAGCUGGACAUCAUGAGGUUGCAGUCAACUCUCUGAAGAAUAAAUGGAAAGGCCAGGAGAAGCCAGCAGCCAACUUCAAGAAGCCCAGGAAGGCAGAAACUUGA
Melanotaenia boesemani (Boeseman's rainbowfish) is the source of this 808-nucleotide messenger RNA. RefSeq lists its product as uncharacterized. The coding region runs from base 152 to 808 and encodes 218 amino acids. Lineage: Eukaryota; Metazoa; Chordata; Actinopteri; Atheriniformes; Melanotaeniidae. The transcript has 2 exons. The record is from RefSeq and is a predicted model, not a curated record.